Messenger RNA from Cyclopterus lumpus (lumpfish), 3304 nucleotides. It is a transcript of the gene bcl2l1, whose product is annotated as BCL2 like 1. The coding region runs from base 796 to 1500 and encodes 234 amino acids. NCBI's taxonomy places the organism in Eukaryota, Metazoa, Chordata, Actinopteri, Perciformes, Cyclopteridae. Gene Ontology annotation, molecular function: protein homodimerization activity; protein heterodimerization activity. The transcript has 3 exons. Gene Ontology annotation, biological process: negative regulation of intrinsic apoptotic signaling pathway; extrinsic apoptotic signaling pathway in absence of ligand; intrinsic apoptotic signaling pathway in response to DNA damage. Gene Ontology annotation, cellular component: mitochondrial outer membrane. The record is from RefSeq and is a predicted model, not a curated record.
GCGCGCUACAUGUUGGGGUAACAAAGGUUACUAUGGCGACCUCUCGCAUCCUUUGUUAAAGUAAAGCGGAAAGCUGCCCAACAGCUGCUACACGGAGCCAUGUUAUGGACGCAACGCCGCGUUACUCCUCCAUAAAACCGCAACGAGACGGGCAGACGGUAAAGAAUGCGACGGUUGCGCUCAACUGUCGACGUAACUCGCGUCGCUGGGGUCAGAAGCCGCGCUAACCAGCGCACUUUCAACCGGUUAGCGCUAGCCAACGCUAAGCUAGUUGGGACUCCGCUAGCUUAGCUCGCGCAUGACGUCUGGAAGUGACGCGUGGACACCACUCUCCGGCGAGAGGACCAUUAACUCAUUAAUUGUGUGUCUCCUUCCUUACGUGGUUGUACGCUCUUACGCCGGAUAAAGCUGCCGUUUACCGAGCUGGACCAGGCGGAACGGAGCCGAGCUGGCACGGUGACGUUACGCAGAGGAGCGUGACGGUGGGCGGAUCCGGGGCAGCCAGUCGCUGGCGAGGAGAUCUCCGUCGGCGUUUGAGCCAGACGCACUAGCAAUGACGGAUUGGAUUACUCCUGCCGGGGUCAGGAUUGUGAGCCGACAGAAAUGAUUUUAUGGAGACCACCCUACAAGGCCUGAGCUGAUUUGUCGGCCGUGUGUAGGUUUUGGUUUUCACCCCCCAAGUGUCCUCUGGACAUCAGCUGACCAUGGUGGUCUGAACAGGUGAAAAGCCGGCACAGCGAGGCUCGACCAAGAGAGCAGCAGAGACGACAAAGGAAACGCAUCUUCAUACGCAACAUGUCUCAAAACAGAGAGCUGGUGGUCUUCUACAUAAACUAUAAACUCUCCCAGAGGAACUAUCCCCUCACCCACAUGGGACUCACAGAGCCUCUGAACAGGACUGACGGGGGGGAGGCGGGGGCGGGCGAUGCCGAGGAACAGCGGGUAGCGACGCACGCUAACGGGACUUUCAAUGGCACAAGUCCCGGGACCCCACCGGCAUCCCCGCUGCGACCGCAACGGUUGCCGUCGACGACGAACCUGGACGCGGUAAAGGAGGCCCUCCGGGACUCGGCCAACGAGUUCGAGCUGCGAUACGCCCGGGCCUUCAGCGAUCUGCACAACCAGCUGCACAUCACGCCGGCCACGGCCUACCAAAGCUUCGAGAACGUGAUGGACGAGGUGUUUCGGGACGGGGUCAACUGGGGCCGCAUCGUGGGGCUUUUCGCCUUCGGCGGGGCCCUGUGCGUGGAGUGUGUGGAGAAGGAGAUGAGUCCACUGGUGGGACGGAUCAUCGAGUGGAUGACGGUCUACCUGGACAACCACAUUCAGCCCUGGAUCCAGACCCAGGGAGGAUGGGAGCGCUUCGCCGAGAUCUUUGGGCAGGACGCGGCGGCGGAGAGCAGGAAGUCUCAGGAGAGCUUCAAGAAGUGGCUGCUGGCGGGGGUGACGCUGGUGACCGGCGUCGUGGUGGUUUUGCUCAUCGGCCAGAAGCGCCUGUGAGAGGGGAAGAUGCUCGACGGGCCACCUCCCCCGCGCACUGACCACGACCCCCCCCCUCCACCCGCCUCCACCCGCCGCCCUCAACCCACGCCUGCCACGGAAGUUUAAAUCAAGGUCUCGUCAGAACUGCUGAUGAUGUUUACGUUUUGUUAUCGUUUUGCCCCCCCCCAACACACCCCACAGUGGACUAAGAAUCCUCGUAUGUUGUUGGAACUUUUGAGAAAAAGACAAAGCGGAGGAAGAGCUACUAGUAUUCGUGUGUUCAACUUAUUCCACCUCGAUGACGAAUGUGUGGUUAUCCAGAGACACUGUUCCUGCUAUCCCCCUCUCCACCGAGUCUCUCUUUAUGUUUUGUAUGCAUUAGUUUUAACAAAUUUUUGGUUUCCCCACGUUUGUCCUCAAAAGAGGCUGAAACUGACCCGGGUCUUGACCGAUGUAAGGAGCCCGUGUGUUGUUGGGUCCCCGGGCUGCUCGACAUGUCCCGCCUUCAGCUUGUUUUUGCUGCUUGUGUGUGCCAUAUGGAGGAUGUAGCACCUGCCCCCCCCCCCCCCUGCCCCUGAUGUCCUACAGUGUGACGUGAUAACGCGCUGGUGGUUCUGCCUGGGCCCCGGGCCUUCAGGCUCAUUGGUUUCGUGUGCACAGCAAAUGGGAAGGAGUCAUAACCGAGUUAGUCUUAAACGAAACGUGGCUCCUCCUGCUUGUUUGUGUUCGUUGGUGCGUUUUGGAUUCAUGAACCAUUACCCCCCCCCCCCCCCCCCCCCCCCCCCCCCCCCCCCCCCCCCCCCCCCCCCCCCCCCCUCACCUGUGCCUCAAGGUCAUACCUGGCCUUGAUCUGAUCCCCGUUUUGCGUUUGGUCAGCCUGCCGUGGGCCGGACCGCUGUGUGUUUGCGUGUGGCGAGUUCUCCGUUCAGUGCGACUGCAGUCCAGAGGCCGCUCACCACGCGGUAGCUGAGCAAUGCAGCAACUACUGUAGCAACACAUGGACCGAGCAUGGAGCACUCUUUGGGGUCGCAUGUUUGGGUGUAAUGUUUUUUUUUUUAUUUGGAAAUGCCUUAUUUUAACCCCACUGUAGAGCAUUCAGAAGCCGUAUAUAAACAUUGAAUAAAUGGUUUUGAAACACUAAUUACUAACUUAAUCAUCACUGGUGUACAAACAGUAAAUGAAUGACUGAUGAGUACACACAAGAACAAAGCCGUAAAGUGGGAUAUUAGGCGUUUAUUAACUGUGUAUACACACAAACGGCUCUUUUAGGUUUAGAAAUGGUACAUUUCCGGGGUUUAAUUAAUAAAGAAAAAAACAUUUCAUGUUGAUUUUAAAAAUGUAACGAUUACAGCCUGGCAGACACAAAUAUGUGAGGGUUUAUUAAAUCAGAUAGCUGUAACAUAAACUUAUAACACACUUCUUUUUUAUGUGGGACAUUUUACAUUUUUAGAAUCCAGCUUGUCAGUGCUCUCUGGUGGACAAAGAAACAUUGUUUAGUCAUUCAUUAUCUGGUCAUAGUCCGCUUAGAGAUGCCAAGUUAUAAUUGUUGAAAAAAAAUACAUUAAUACACACUUGAAAUAUCCUGAUAAAGGUUCACAACUACAUUACAGUGCGUUAGUAACAAUGUAUUUUCUUUUUUUUUGCUGCAAAUUAUUCAAUUGAUUCAGAAGGAAGCAGUUUUGAUAACUGGUCAAUUAUCAAACAGAAAUGGCAAAAGAUGCACUGGAUCCUUAAAUGUGAGGAUUUGCUGCUUUUCUCUCAUGUCAUGUUUAUAUAAUUGCAAAUUAAAGGUCUGUGGGUUUAAAAUAAAGUGUUGGAGUCA